Molecule: messenger RNA, 1804 nt
Organism: Hevea brasiliensis (rubber tree)
Lineage: Eukaryota; Viridiplantae; Streptophyta; Magnoliopsida; Malpighiales; Euphorbiaceae
Product: galactoside 2-alpha-L-fucosyltransferase-like
Exons: 2
Coding region: 170-1750 (526 amino acids)
Biological process (GO): cell wall biogenesis; xyloglucan biosynthetic process
Cellular component (GO): Golgi apparatus; membrane
Molecular function (GO): galactoside 2-alpha-L-fucosyltransferase activity
Source: RefSeq, a predicted model, not a curated record
CCUGAUAAUGUGCUUGUAUUUGAAAUGUAAAUUUAGAUAUGUAUUACUCAACAAAAACAGUUACUUAAUCUUAUCAGUGUGUGAUAAGGGUAAUUAACCAGCUUUUCUUUACUGCAUUUUAUUAUUGGUAUAAUUGACCUCGCCAUUUUUAAUAUCUUUUCAGGUCACAAUGGAGAGAUCCACAACAAUCUUGGUUGUAUGUUCUAUAGUUUUGCCUGUUUUGUUCAUGGUCUCAACGAUGUAUCGAAACUCAAUAUCAGAUCUAUUUGGCACCCUUUCUAAAGCAAAGUUCUUGACAAGAAAAGUUCAGAAUGUUGCAGAAUUAGAAAUUGAUGAUAAAAAUGGACUUGUGAAUCCUGUAUUUGAUGAAAGAACAUGCUUCAGCAGGUUUCAAUCUAAUUUAUAUCGCAAAAUUUCACCCCAGAAGCCUUCUCCUUAUCUCAUUUCAAAACUACGUAGCUAUGAAGAUCUUCAUAAGUACUGUGGACCUCAUACUGAAUCCUACAACAGAACCCUAAAGAGACUUGAUUCUAAGAACAUCACUAGUACUAAUUGUAAAUACAUUGUCUGGAUUCCUGCUAAUGGCUUAGGAAACAGGAUUAUAAGCAUUGCUUCUUCAUUUCUUUAUGCUCUCCUCACUAAUCGAGUCUUACUUAUCAAUCAUGGAACUGACAUGGAUGAUCUCUUCUGCGAGCCAUUUCCAAAUACAUCAUGGUUAUUGCCAAAGGAUUUUCCUCUGAAGAAUCAAUUUGCCAGUUCUAAACUGAGGUAUGCUCAUAGUUUAGGAAGCUUACUAAAGAGCAGUGCUACUAUUAACAAUUCCAAGGAAUUGAAAUCACCAUCAUUUUUAUAUCUUAAUUUAGGUCAUGGUGAUUAUGAUCUUGAUCAGGCUUUCUACUGUAAUCAAACGCAGCAGGCUCUACAAAAAAUUCCUUGGUUAUUUCUUUUAUCAGAUCAAUACUUUGCCCCUUCAUUUUUUCUGGACCCACCUUUCAAGCAAGAGGCGAGCAAAUUGUUCCCUGAAAAAGAAACUGUUUUCAAUCACUUGGGUAACUAUCUUUUCAAUCCCUCAAAUCAGGCAUGGGGACUUAUCACCAGAUUCUAUCAGGCUUAUCUAGCCAAGGCAGAUGAGAAAAUUGGUCUUCAAAUAAGAGUAUUCAAUGUUAAUGCUACCCCAUUUGAAAGGGUAAUGGACCAAAUUCUGUCAUGCACGAUGCAGGAAAAACUACUGCCAGAAGUAGAUACAAAAAAAGAGUCUCUGCCUUCUCCGUCCAAAAACCCGAUUCUGAAAGCUAUCCUGAUAACAUCCUUGUAUCCUGAGUUCUAUGAGAAUAUAAGCAACAUGUAUUGGACUAGACCUACUGUGAAUGGAGAAGUUAUUGAGGUUUACCAGCCAAGCCAUGAAGAGUAUCAACAUUUUGGGGAUAAUAUGCAUAACAUGAAGGCUUGGGCAGAAAUAUAUCUUUUAAGUUUGAGUGAUGUUCUGGUGAUUAGCAGUUGGUCCACAUUUGGGUAUGUAGCCCAAGGUCUUGGAGGUGCAAAGGCAUGGAUUUUGAGUAAACCAGGGCACAGAAAUCCCCCUUGUCAAAGAGCCAUUUCUAUGGAACCUUGCUUCCACUUUCCUCCCAGAUAUAACUGCAGUUCAAAGAACAAAAUUGAUUCUGGUGAUCUUGCUCCUUACUUGAGGCAUUGUGAAGACAGGAGAGGGGGAAUAAAGCUGGUUAAAGAUCAAGAAGAAUUGCAACAGUAAUAUUAUUGGUAACAACAUUGUUAUAACUUGAUUGAUUUUGACAUAGAUUUGAAA